AUGGUGUCCGGAGUCAGCUCCUGCACCUCGCCACCCACCACUGCACUAACUCGCUCCUGCACCUCGCCACCCACCACUGCUCUUACUCGCUCCUGCACUUCGCCACCCACCACUGCUCCUACUCGCUCCUGCACCUCGCCACCCACCACUGCUCUUACUCGCUCCUGCACCUCGCCACCCACCACUGCCCUAACUCGCUCCUGCACCUCGCCACCCACCACUGCCCUAAUCCGCUCCUACACCUCGCCACCCUCCACUGCCCUAACCUGCUCCUGCACCUCGCCACCCACCACUGCCCUAACCCGCUCCUGCACCUCGCCACCCUCCACUGCCCUAACGUGCUCCUGCACCUCGCCUCCGACAACUGCACUAACUCGCUCCUGCACCUCACCACCCACCACUGCAUUAACUCGCUCCUGCACCUCGCCACCCUCCACUGCCCUAACCCGCUCCUGCACCUCGCCUCCGACAACUGCACUAACUCGCUCCUGCACCUCGCCACCCACCACUGCCCUAACUCGCUCCUGCACCUCGCCACCCACUACUGCCCUAACUCGCUCCUGCACCUCGCCACCCACCACUGCACUAACUCGCUCCUGCACCUCGCCACCCACCACUGCUCUUACUCGCUCCUGCACCUCGCCUCCGACAACUGCGCUAACUCGCUCCUGCACCUCGCCACCCACCACUGCCCUAACUCACUCCUGCACCUCGCCUCCGACAACUGCACUAACUCGCUCUUGCACCUCGCCAUCCACCACUGCCCUAACUCACUCCUGCACCUCGCCACCCACCACUGCCCUAACUCACUCCUGCACCUCGCUUCCGACAACUGCGCUAACUAGCUCCUGCGCCACGCCACCCACCACUUCCUUCACGUUCCACACGGGCGUAGGAGAACGUCUUCCAGAUGACGGAAGCCAGUCCAUAGGGUCGCACAACGGCAGCCAGCAAGUCGUAGAUGAUGACGUCCCCCACCCCAAAGGUGUGGGAGUCAGUGAUAUCGUCGCUGAUGGUCUUGAUACAAGCCAGAGACAUGCUACAUCUGACCCAACUCGCUCCUGCACCUCGCCACCCACCACUGCCCUAACUCGCUCCUGCGCCUCGCCAGCCACAAUUGCCCUAACUCGCUCCUGCACCUCGCCACCCACCACUGCGCUAACUCGCUCCUGCACCUCACCACCCACCACUGCCCUAACUCACUCCUGCACCUCGCCUCCGACAACUGCACUAACUCGCUCCUGCACCUCGCCAUCCACCACUGCCCUAACUCACUCCUGCACCUCGCCACCCACCACUGCCCUAACUCACUCCUGCACCUCGCCUCCGACAACUGCACUAACCCGCUCCUGCACCUCGCCAUCCACCACUGCCCUAACUCACUCCUGCACCUCGCCACCCACCACUGCCCUAACUCGCUCCUGCACCUCGCCUCCGACAACUGCGCUAACUAGCUCCUGCACCUCGCCACCCACCACUGCCCUAACGCUCCUGCACCUCGCCAUCCACCACUGCCCUAACUCACUCCUGCACCUCGCCACCCACCACUGUCCUAACUCACUCCUGCACCUCGCCUCCGACAACUGCGCUAACUAG
This is a messenger RNA of Procambarus clarkii (red swamp crayfish), 1596 nucleotides long. The record is from RefSeq and is a predicted model, not a curated record. Lineage: Eukaryota; Metazoa; Arthropoda; Malacostraca; Decapoda; Cambaridae.